AGACCCGGCUCAGUUCCGUUUCCGGGUUACCCAUCCUAUACUAUUUUUAGUACAAGGAUACCCUCUAUCACCAUCCGGAAUCCCAUCUUUCUCAAGCAUACCCAGCCUAUUCGUUUAGGGGCAUUAUCGUCUACUAAAUUCACCUCCGUGCCCUAAGUCCUAACCUGCUCUGCUUCAUUACGAAAUCAGAAUCCCGCUUUCGUGUCCGCAUAUUCUAUUUCACUGUUUAAACCUUUCCCGGCUGAUCUCCUCUCUUCAGUUUCCCAAUCUUAUGGUAAUUAAUUAUUUCAAUUUUAAUAUUCGAUUUUUUUUCCUUUUUUUUGCAUCAGGGUGAGGUUUAUAGUUUUCUCAAAUUGUUCUUGUUGUUUGAUUUCUCUCAUGACUUGUUGUGUAGUACAUGAAUGAGAGUAAUACUUGUUUGAUUGAGAUUUUCUAGCCACACUUAAAAAAGGAGAAUAAGGGGAAGAAUUGAGUAAUAAUUCAAUAGAAUGGGAGUUCCGGCGUUCUACCGGUGGUUAGCGGAGAAGUAUCCGUUGAUAGUGGUGGAUGUGAUAGAGGAGGAGCCGGUGGUUAUCGAGGGAGUUAAGAUUCCGGUGGACACCAGCAAGCCAAACCCUAACAACCUCGAAUAUGACAACCUCUACCUCGACAUGAACGGGAUUAUUCACCCCUGUUUUCACCCCGAGGACCGACCUUCUCCGACCAGCUUCGAUGAGGUGUUCCAAUGCAUAUUCGAUUACAUAGAUAGGUUGUUUGUGAUGGUGCGGCCUCGAAAAGUUUUGUACAUGGCUAUUGAUGGUGUUGCUCCAAGGGCUAAAAUGAAUCAGCAGCGUUCCAGGCGUUUUAGAGCAGCCAAAGAUGCUGCUGAUGCGGCAGUUGAAGAAGAAAAACUACGCCAAGAGUUUGAGAGGGAAGGCCGGAAGCUUCCUCCAAAACAGGAAUCGCAAGUUUUUGACUCCAAUGUCAUAACUCCAGGAACACCAUUCAUGGCUGUUCUGUCAAUUGCUUUGCAGUACUACAUCCAUCUGAGAUUAAACAAUGACCCUGGAUGGAAAGAUAUUAAGGUUAUUCUUUCUGAUGCUAACGUUCCUGGCGAAGGGGAGCACAAAAUCAUGUCAUAUAUUCGCCUUCAAAGGAACCUUCCUGGAUAUGAUCCAAAUACGCGCCAUUGUCUCUAUGGUUUGGAUGCGGAUUUGAUCAUGCUGGCUUUGGCCACUCAUGAUGUUCAUUUUUCAAUACUUAGAGAGGUGGUUUUCACUCCUGGUCAGCAAGAUAAAUGUUUCCUCUGUGGUCAAAUGGGUCAUUUAGCUGCAGAUUGUCAAGGAAAGGCCAAGAGAAAGUCAGGGGAGUUUGAUGAGAAAGGAGAUGCUGAAGUUUCGCCCAAAAAACCCUUUCAGUUUCUUCAUGUCUGGACUCUUCGAGAAUAUUUAGAGUAUGAAAUGAGAAUUCCAAAUCCUCCAGUUGAGAUUGACAUUGAACGGAUUGUUGAUGAUUUCAUCUUCAUGUGUUUCUUUGUUGGCAAUGACUUUUUGCCUCACAUGCCCACUCUUGAGAUCCGUGAGGGUGCUAUUAACUUAUUGCUGGCUGUUUAUAAGAAGGAAUUUAGAGCUAUGGGUGGGUAUCUGACUGACUCGAGCAAGCCAAACCUGAGCAGGGUGGAGCAUUUCAUUCAGGCUGUGGGAUCAUAUGAGGAUAAAAUAUUUCAGAAAAGAGCUCGGCUUCAUCAGAGACAAGCUGAAAGAAUUAAGCGUGAAAAAGCUCAAGUUAAAAGAGGAGAUGAUUCUGAACCUAAUGUUCAGCCUGAAUCACUUGUUGCAGUUGCUCGAUUCACAGGUUCUCGUCUUGCUUCAGGUCCUUCUCCUUCACCUUAUCAGCAGGCUGGGUCGUCAACGUCUGGUAAACGCGAUCAACUUGGGAAAGCUGCCUCCAGUAUGGCUGUUCUGGACAUUCAGUGUAAGCAGCCUGGGAAAUCUGAUGACAAGCUGACUCAUAUCCGGGCUCAAAAAAUUGCACGUUCGACUUCUGGGGCCACUAUUGGUGCUGCUAUUGUUGAAGCUGAGAAUAGUCUUGAAAUUGACGUCCAUGAAAACAAAGAAGAACUAAAAACGAGAUUAAAGGAGUCACUCCGUGAAAAAUCUGAUGCCUUCAGUUCAGGGACUCCCGAAGAAGACAAGGUCAAACUUGGACAGCCUGGAUGGAAAGAGAGGUAUUAUGAGGAUAAGUUUUCUGCUAAGACUCCUGAGGAACUUGAUGAAAUACGGAAAGAUGUUGUUAUGAGAUAUACUGAAGGCCUAUGUUGGGUUAUGCACUAUUACUAUGAAGGAGUUUGUUCCUGGCAGUGGUUUUAUCCUUACCAUUAUGCGCCAUUUGCUUCAGACCUCAAGAAUCUUGGAGACUUGGAUAUAACCUUUGAAUUAGGAUCUCCUUUUAAACCAUUCAAUCAGCUGUUGGGGGUGUUCCCUGCUGCUAGUGCACAUGCUCUUCCUGAGAAUUACAGGAGAUUGAUGACAGAUCCGAACUCACCAAUUAUUGAUUUUUAUCCCGCUGAUUUUGAAGUGGACAUGAAUGGGAAACGGUUUUCUUGGCAGGGAAUAGCAAAGUUGCCUUUCAUUGAUGAAGCCCGUCUUCUUGCAGAGGUUGCAAAAGUCGAACAUACUUUAACGGAAGAAGAAGCUCGGAGAAACAGUGUGAUGUUUGAUAUGCUUUUUGUAUCAGUAUCACAUCGCCUUUCUCCAUAUAUUUUUUCUCUUAAUGAUCGUUGUAAGCAGCUUACGGAUAAAGAACGACUUGAAGUUAAGGAGCCACUUGAUCCGGGAGCCAGUGGUGGGAUGAACGGCUACAUAUCCCUUUGUGCUGGAGAUCCAUGUCCACCGAUUUUUAGAUCACCUAUUGAAGGAAUGGAAGAUAUCAUGAACAAUCAAGUCAUAUGUGCUGUAUAUAAACUUCCAGAUGCUCAUAAGCACAUUGCUCGGCCACUGGCUGGGGUUAUUUUCCCCAAGAGGAUUGUAGCGAUAGGAGAUCUGAAACCUGAGCCUGUACUCUGGCAUGAGGAUUCUGGGAGGAGACCUUUUGAAAAUGGAAGGCAUAACCCUGCGGGUGCAGUGUCAGGUCCACAGCUUGGAGAGGCUGCACAUCGACUUGUGGCUAAUAGUUUACAGGUCAAGGCAGAUAGGAAUGGUUUCAAUGAUCAAAUGUACAUCCCACCUCCUACCCAUUACUUUCCUCACGGUCCACCUAACGUGCCCUUCCAAAAGGAUAGACACCAGGGGCAGGAACCUACAUUGCAGCAGUAUACUACAGGCUAUUCUGCUCAGGUUUCUGUGCGAAGUCACUAUGAUCAUAGUUACAGGCAACCAUAUACUUACCCUGCUGCUCAUAAUUAUCAGAGUAGGUCACAUUCUCAUAAUGAGAGGAGUGACAGGUCUGUGAAUGGAAGUCGUAUUUAUCAGAGUAGGUCACAUUCUCAUAAUGAGAGGAAUGACAGGCCUGUCAAUGGAAGUAGAGAGUACCCCCAGCAUGGAUAUUACCAGGCGGGGUUACAUCAAAGUGGAGGGUUUGGGUACCCUAUGCAUCCUCAGCAUGUAGGCCGAGCUCCACUUCCACCAGGUGCUACAUUUUACCAGCAGGGUGGUGGAUAUGGUAGUUACGAAAGCUUUCAACCUUAUGAGGCUGGCAACUAUAAUCACUGGGGUGGUGGUUGGGCCCGUCAGGUUGACCCCAAUGUUGGAAGGGAAUAUAGACAUCCUCGUCAUUCAGGCAACCAAUUCUCAGCUCUGGAUAGGGGUUCUCACAGGCGACCACCAGUUUCCGAGCAUCCGCGCUAGAGAGGUGCUAUUUUACUGCCACCCUGGUGGCGACCAUGGUUGUUGUAUUAUAGUCAAGUUUUAGACCUAAAAUAGUCCUGACGUUAUAUUUUAUUCUUUUAUAUGUUGUAGAUCUGAAUCUGGGUACGAAAGGUGAAAUAGGGGAAUUUGGAAAACAAAUGGAUCGUCAGGCCAUGUAACCUAUUGAUUCAUUAGGGGUGCUCAUAUUCUUUGGCUGCAUGCGGUUUGUUUUCGGUUGAAGUGCCACGUAAAAUUGAUAAAAUCUCUCUCUCUCUCCCUCUGCGCUUUGCACUUUUA
This is a messenger RNA of Coffea eugenioides, 4121 nucleotides long. Its product is annotated as 5'-3' exoribonuclease 3. Gene Ontology annotation, molecular function: 5'-3' RNA exonuclease activity; RNA binding; zinc ion binding. NCBI's taxonomy places the organism in Eukaryota, Viridiplantae, Streptophyta, Magnoliopsida, Gentianales, Rubiaceae. The transcript is spliced from 23 exons. Bases 489 to 3824 code for a protein of 1111 amino acids. The record is from RefSeq and is a predicted model, not a curated record. Gene Ontology annotation, biological process: nuclear-transcribed mRNA catabolic process. Gene Ontology annotation, cellular component: nucleus.